This is a messenger RNA of Etheostoma cragini (Arkansas darter), 3141 nucleotides long. It is a transcript of the gene incenp, whose product is annotated as inner centromere protein. Lineage: Eukaryota; Metazoa; Chordata; Actinopteri; Perciformes; Percidae. Gene Ontology annotation, molecular function: protein serine/threonine kinase activator activity. The coding region runs from base 249 to 2771 and encodes 840 amino acids. Gene Ontology annotation, biological process: positive regulation of protein serine/threonine kinase activity; metaphase chromosome alignment; meiotic spindle midzone assembly. Gene Ontology annotation, cellular component: meiotic spindle midzone; chromosome passenger complex; midbody. The record is from RefSeq and is a predicted model, not a curated record. The transcript has 21 exons.
CCCUCAAACGUAACUGAGCUUUUCCUCGGGAUUGGCUAAAAAACUUUUGAACACGGUAAAACGGUUUCAGCGGGUUAGUGGGGAAGGCAAGACUGCAGUAGCUAGUUCAAACGAGCUGUAAAGGAAAGUGGAAACUCUUUCAUUAUAGUACAUUUAAAUUCACGUCAGUAUGCGAUUGAUUUUACUUUAAAAAUUAACAGAGCAACGAGCAUCAGAUUACCCUGUCAGAGACCCGUAUAUCAAAGAACAUGAAUUCCAUACGAUCAUCUGUACAAUCCCUCAUGGAAAUGUUUUAUGACAAAGCACAAGAAUUCACCAGUGACAUUAAUAAUGUCCACAUGGUUUGGCUUGAGGAGAUCCAACAAGAGGCCAACCGCAUGUUCUCAAGAGAUUUUAAUGCUGAACCGGAAUUAAUGCCCAAAACGCCAUCUCAGAAAAAGAGUAGUCGCAGGAGGCGUGUAUCCUUGGCACAUCAGGAAGAAAAUCAAGCCAGACGAAGAUUUUCAAAGGGGAAGCGCAGUAACCUUCGUGGCUCCUCUGUCAAAUCACUGAACUUCAUUGCUGAAGAAGAGACAAUUCCCAAGGCUUCCACCUCUGAAGCUAACACCGACACACAGCCCAGACGCACCACUCGCAAAAACAAACAGACAAAGUCUGAGGUGGCCGGGGAUGUGAGACAGUCACGUGGCAGCUGUAAAACUGAUGAGGUGCAGAACAAGAAGCCGGAGCUUGUAGAGGAGGAAAAGGUGGUCGAAAAUGGCAAGGACAACAAUGCAGAAGACAAGCCGGACUAUAUACGUAGCACCAAGUCUCCACCUGCAAUACCUUUGCCCGAGGUUGCUGUCAGCAUCUCUUCAUCAGACCGGCUGUCUGCUGAGUUUGCUCAAAAACUGCAGUCUUCUCCUGGCCGCACAGCUGCUAAGAUUGCAAUAGCCGGCGCAGCUCAAAGCUCCCGGCGGAGCUCUGUACGGUGCUCCCUCAAGCUUCGUCACUCGCUGGCCGGUCUGCGACACAGUAUGACACAGGAGUCUGUUCGCCGCGCAUCACGCCGUUCCAUGCUUAAGAGGAAGGAGGCUCGCAUGGGCAACUCCACAUGUAGCAGCAAAGUUGAUGAGGACUCUUGCAUGGACUCUGCAGAGGAAGAGGAUAGAGAGGCCAUGUUAGACGCUGUUAGUGCAGACACAGAGGAUAAUGCUGCAGCUGAAGAAUUGAAGAAAACUCCAGAGAUCCAGAUUAACCAGAGCUUUCGUUCGUCCGUUGGGCGCAUUACUCGAUCUGUGGCUGCAAACUCGGCUACACUUGCAGACCGAUCAUUGUUUACCACUGAAGCAACGGUGAGCACUCCCAACAAGAAAACAGUCGCUGGAAAGUACCAGACUCCACAGUCAGGUCGCAGUUCACGCCAGAGUACCAAACGCAAAGCUCCAGACACUGUAGAGGAAAGUCCAACAAAAAGGCACUCUCCACCCAAGAAAAGUCAAAGUGCAAUUAGACCAAACAUGAGGUCUUUUCUCCACACUGUGCAGAAGAACCAGAUGCUAAUGAUGGCUCCAAAUUCCCUCGGCCGAACUGCUGUUAUGAAAUCCUUCAUUAAACACACCACUCCUCUAAAGAUUGAUCCAAAGUUAAGCGUUGGUAUAGUGUCAAAAGAGCGACACAAACUGGAAGCACUUAAGAAGAAGCAGGAGCAAGAGGAGGAAAGAAUGAAAAAAAUGGAGGAGGAGAAGAAAAGGAAGCAGGAUGAACUUAAAAGGAAGAGGGACGAGAGGCUUAGAAGAGUGUUUGAGGCCAAAGUAAAAGAAGAGCAGAGGGAGGAGGAAAAGAAAAAGAAGAUUGAGCAAAAAAUGGCUAAUAUUGAUGAGAAAAAUGAUAAGCGUCAGGCAGACGAGAAGGCCAAGAAGAAGGUGGUCAUUAAACGUCAAGAGGACCUGGAGCAGAAGAGGAAGUUGGAAGAAGAGGCUAAAAAGAAGAAGGUUCAACAAGCGGAGGAAGAGAAGCGGCAACAGGAGUUAAUGGCAAGGAAGAAGGCUGAGGAGGAGGAACAGCGAAUUCGUAAGCUGGCUGAGGCUCGCCGAGCGCUGGAGCUGAAGCUGGAGAGAGAGAGAGAGCUGGAGAAAGAGAGAGAGCGACUAGCUGCUGCUGAAAGGGAGCGAGUGGAAAAAGAAAAAGCUCUUGCUCUGCAACGGGAGCUGGAGAGAGCAGCGAGGGAAAAAGAGAGGAGAGAACUGGAAGAGAAAAGAAAGGUGCUUGAGGAAAAAAGACUGGAGCAGCAGCAGAGAUUAGCUGCAGAAGAGAAAGCUGCCAAAGAGCGAGAAGCUGCUGCUAAAAUAGCUGCUAAUGCACAGCCUCUUGUUGGCCUAAAUGUGACUGUGGAUAUUGAGCACUCAGUAAUGAGCACGCCUGUAGGAAAAGGUGGUGGGCUUAAUGUGACCGUGGAUAUUGAGCAAUCGCCACAAUCAUACUCUAUCACUCCAACGGGCAGCAAAAAACCUGUUCUGUCCAAAAGUACAGAGGAUUACGGGAUGGACCAAAACAGUGACGACUCUACUGAUGAUGAGUCUGCCCCUAGGAAAGCUAUUCCAUCCUGGGCCGAAGGUCACAAUCUGCAGCAGAUAAUUAUGAAGCAGUACUUCAACCCUCCGGAUUUAGACUCUUUCUUCGGAACAAUUGAACCACCAAAACUGGAAAACAUCUUUUACAAGAGCAAACCUCGCUAUUUUAAACGCACCAGCUCUGCUGUGUGGCAUUCUCCUCCGAAUGGAGGCAAGUGAUCGCUGUACACUGAUACUAGUUGCUGUAUAGAGUAUAAUCUUUGUUUUAAAGCCUGUUUUCCAAUAAAGUAACAUGUUAUUCUUGUUGUUUUACUGUGUUAGGUAAUACAUGCCUACAAGUAAAGGGCAUCAACCUUUUAGGAAUAUUCUUAGUAGUAUGUAAAAUAUCACGCUGAUAAGUGAAAUUGAUGCUUCACGCUUGGACUUGUACUUGAAAAUGGGUGUGUAUUAUAACUGAGUGGGAUGUGAACGUUUAAAUGUUUUUGACAAGUGAUCAGUUAAACCUUCAUUUGUAUAAUGUGUUUACCAACUGUAAAUUAUAGUAAAACUCUUAUGUUUGAUUUAUUCAGGUGCAUUAAAAUGGUUCAAG